Molecule: messenger RNA, 5086 nt
Organism: Cercospora beticola
Lineage: Eukaryota; Fungi; Ascomycota; Dothideomycetes; Mycosphaerellales; Mycosphaerellaceae
Product: GYF domain-containing protein
Cellular component (GO): cytosol
Molecular function (GO): protein binding
Source: RefSeq, a predicted model, not a curated record
CUCACGACCACUUCGUCCAAAGAGUCCACGCACCAUACGCCACCACCUCCGCUUGCAUCGACACCGCCUACGAUUCACGACCGCUACCUUCAGCUCGCUCCAUCCUUUCAGCUCACUCCAACAUCUCUCGUGGACAUUCUUGCAUCGAGCGACGAAUUUGGCAUCUCGCGUAAAGCACUGCUCAUCGACAUUUACACCUUCAAAUGGCGCCGCCGUCUUCUUUCGCAUCAGCCGCGGCUGGCAAUUCCUCCUCCACACGUGACUCCGCCAGCGACAGACUACCGAGAACGAACGGCGCGACGCAGACCUUCCGGCGACCUUCAGGCGCUACCAAUGGCCCCAACUCGAAUCAGAACCCGGCCGCAGUCCGAACAGCGCCAUAUGUCCCUCCCUUCCGCACCAACGGCACUACACCGAGCACGAAAUAUACCAAGGAAGAAAUGCUCGGCAUAUACGAGGUGUUGCAGUCCAAGCAGGGCGCGUUAACUGACGGGCUGGCUACGCAUCUGGUCGGUGGCUGGCAGCCCGACAUCACAAACGGUGCCGCAGCGGGGUGGGGUAGAGGCGACAACCACCGCGACACACUACCCGGUCCAGAUCUUGCGUGGGACAGAGAGGGCACGAGCGAACCUUUGGGACUGGUCGAGAUGGACGACGAAGAGCGAGAGCUCUUCAAGACCUCCGUCAAUAACCCCAUCAAACCCACGAGUAAAGACGGCCAACAAACGAACGGUGCAACAGGACGAAAGAUUAGUAUCUCGACUGGUGCAACCACUCCCGGCGGCUUUGGACCUAUGUCGCCAAGCGUUGCGAGAGCGGCAGGCCGUCGUAGAGAGACGAGCGAGUCAUAUCCCUUCCCGCAAAAUGUAUCUUCUCCUGGCGGCUUCACUGAGCAUCGAGCACCUUCGCCUCCCUCGGCGUUGACGCGGCGUAGGACCGAACAGAAUUUGAACAAAGCUGAGGACAAGGAUGCUGACGAUAAACCUGCCGCCUCCCAAUACGGCUCGGUCAGACGUAACCCGAUCGCGCCGCACUCUGCUGGACUCAAUGGCCCCUCUUCCCCUUCUCCCUGGUCCACUGGUCCUGGCCCACAAGGCGCGGGCCUCGCUCCGAUGGGCUCCUUUGGCAGUUUUGGCGUGAGUAGUAGUACUGCUCAGCAAGCUGCGCCAGGAAGCAAGGGUGGAGCGGGUCUGGGCGGAAGGUCUGAGAGCAGGUUCAAGAAUCUUUUGAGCAAAGAUGGAGGCGAAGAUGGAGGCGCGAAAAGUGUGGAGCCGAAACCUAGCAUUCCCGGUCUGGGCAGAGUCGUCGAAAAUGAGUCGUGGCGCGCGGCAAAUCGAGGCGAGCACGCAGACGACAGUCAAGAACAGAACGAUGAUGACUUGCCCACUGGCAGCGCUGCGCUCGCGGCCGAUGAAGACAUCAGUGAUUCUCAGCCUAGACAAGGGUACCAGGGCUUCGGCACCCCCAGCCGCCAAGCCGCACAUGGCGAUUUCGGAUUCGGAGCGUUUGGCAUGACUACUGACAAUACGCACGGCUUCGGUCAAAACUACGCUGGAUCUCGAGACGGAUUCCAGCAGACCCCUGCGCAUCAGCGUAUGGGUCUGCAGCAAGCUAGCGGACACGAACCAAUGAGUCCCACUGAUACGAACCCUUACAAGUCCCCCGAACAACAUGGCGCAGAUCGCCCUGGCGAGAAUAACGAGGGGGAUAAUAGCGAUGUGCCCAAUACACAUCUACCUGGACUGGGCCAUUUUGGAGCAGAUCCAACGCAGCAGCACUCGCAACCACCACUUGGCGGUUUGGGCGGCCUAGGACCAUUGCCAAACCUCGGCCGUCCGCUGACUCAGGGACCCGCAAGUGACAGGAGUCAGACUUCCAGUACAGGACCGCAGCGUGGCUUCUCUGGUGGGUUUGGUGGGCUUGGCCAAUUGGGAGGACUUCCAGGCGCAUCGGCAUGGCCCGCUUCGCAAGGCGGGCUUGGUACGCCUGGGAGGCACAACGCAGCGAUGAACGCCUUCGGACCAGGCAUUUUCGCAAACUCCUUGGGUGAUAUGGGUUCGCCAGGUCUAGCGGGUCUCGGUGGGUUUGGCGCGCAAGGGGGCUUCGGUGGCGGCAGAAUGGCCAGCAUGUUCCCGCCUCAGAUGCAAGAUCAAAUGCGUCAUAACGAUGGUCACCAUGAUCGGGAUGGCAGUCACGACCGAACAGCGCAGUUCACCGGGCUUGGUGACUUUGGGCGAUCCUCAGAGAGUCCAUUCGCAAAUCAAGGCUUCAACGAUGGCCAGCCAGGCAAAUUGCAGCAUGAUACUGCGGACCUACAUCACCAACAAAGCCAGCAUCAAUUGCACGAUCAAGCGCAGCAGCAGGGCCAGAAUCAGCCGCCUGGUAGCUCUGCUUCAAACCAGCCACCCGCACCUCAACAACGCACAAUGGUCAUGCCUGAUCGAAUGCGCUGGAUUUAUCGCGAUCCUCAGGGUCAGACGCAGGGUCCUUGGUCAGGUCUCGAGAUGCAUGACUGGUACAAGGCUGGCUUUUUCUCACCUGAGCUCCUCGUCAAGAAGUAUGAAGAUCAGGAUUACGAGCCACUUGCGCAGCUUAUACGGCGCAUCGGCAAUUCUCGUGAGCCUUUCCUGGUUCCUCAAAUUGGCAUUCCGCACGGCUCGGCAGCACAAUCUGGUCCCAACGCAUGGGCAGGAGCGAUUGGCGGAGGUGCCGGUGGCAAUCCGGCCACUGGCAGUGCGCAGCCGCCUUUCGCAAACAGCUUCCCAAGCUUCGGUACUACUCUCACUGCGGAGCAGCAGAAUGCGCUUGAGCGCAGGAAGCAGGAGGAACAGUAUCUCAUGGCACGACAGAAGGAACAUCUCGCGCAAGCUCAAAUGUCAGUGCGUAUGUCACACAUGGGAGCUCAAGGCGCAGUCGGCCUCCCUGGUCAAUUGCACCACCACAGCAGCGCUCAUAGCUUGCAGUCUCAGCCAAGCUUCGGCAGCAUCCAGAGCCCUGCAAACUACCAACCAAGUCCCAGUCAAGGACCAACGACUGGUGCUGCUGGCGGGGCUGGCUUCUUUGACAACACCUUCAACAGACCACAGGCGGCUGGCCUUGGUGCUGUAGGCGCGCCUUCACUUGGCCAUAUCAGAGAGGAAGAGAUUCCAAAUCUUCUCAACCGUAUGAAUGUCAAUGACAAUCGCCAACAGUCUGGCCAAUUUGGUGCACCAGGACAACCGUUUACCGGUCAGCUGCAGCAACAGCCGAGGCAGCAAGCUGAGCAGCACGAGGGCAAGGUCCAGCAAUUGAUGCAGGAUCGUGCGAAAUUGCAACAGGAGCAGGCCGAGCAUGAUGCCAAAGAUGAGGCAAACGAGAUGGAGCAGGCUCAGGCCACACAAGAACGUCUUGAGCAAUUCCAGCAACUGCAGGGCCAGGCACUUCAGCAGUCAGCUCAGCAAGCACAGGUGAAUCAGGCCAAGGCUGCAGCUGCAUCUGCUCAGUCCGAUGAGGAGGAUGCCGCUGAAAUCGCGGAGCCCCAGGCGCCACAGGACCGCCAACAGGAGCCUCUCUCGCUCACAGAGCAAGUGCAAAAGGCAGCUUCUGCCAAACACUCCCCACAGCCACAGCAGCCUGGCCUGCCCCAGCCAUUCCCACCCGCACCAUCUCAGUCCCCACUUCCAGCUCCAGCUGCUCAGCGUGCCGGUAGGCAGAGCGUCGCCGAUCAGCUGCAGACUGAUUCGCGUGGUCUCUCACAAAGCCCAUCAGUCGACACGCCCAGCGCCACCGUUGCGCCAUGGGCAAAAGAACCCGCAGAGGCGCCCAAGGGACCAUCCUUGCGCGAGAUCCAGGAAGCUGAAGCGAGGCAGGCGGAGCAACAAGAGGCGCUCGCUUCUGCCGCCCGCCGUGCUGCUUUCCAGAAAGAGAUGGAGGCGCAGGCGCAAGUCGCAGCUCCAGCUCUUGGCAUCCCGACAUCAGCUACUUGGGGCGCUCCUUCCCCCGCCACUCCAACUGGCGGCGCGCCCGCGGCGUGGGCGAAAACCGCUCAAAAGCCAAGCGGCGCAGCGGGUUCGAAGACACUCGCCCAAAUUCAGAAGGAGGAGGAGUCCCGCAAGCGCAGGAAUGCUGCUCAAGCUCAACAGCAAGCAGCCCUCGCGAACGCAAUGUCCGGUGUCGCUGCGCCAGCUGGUGGAAAGAGUUACGCGAACCUAGCUGGAAAAGUGAAUGCCCAACCUCCUCAAAUCAGCACCGGCAACAGUGCCUGGACUACUGUCGGAGCUAGUGGCAAGGUCAAGACUCCAGCUCCUGUGACGCCGACGGCUCGCACUGUCAGUGCCGGCGUCGUGCCCACUGUACAGCCGCCUGCAGCAUCUCGAAGACAGCCUGUUAGGAGCACGACUUCGGGAGCAGCCGCCAUCAAUGCCCAAGAUGAGUUCAAGAAGUGGGCAACCAACGAGCUUCGUCCUGACCUUGCCAAGGGUAUUAGUGUUGAGGACUUCGUCUCUGGUCUCUUUAAUCUGCCGCCAGACAACGAGAUCAUCACCGAAGCAGUCCACGCCGUGUCUAGCACAAUCGACUCGCGCCACUUCGCUGAAGAAUUCAUUCGCCGCAAGCGCCUGGCCGACAAGGGACUUAUCGACACUGCUAUUCCCAAGAGCGCCAGUCCCGCUAAUGGUGCUAGUGCUGGAGGCUGGAGCGAGGUCGCGAAGAAGUCAGGCAAGGAGACACCGAAGGAAGAUCUCACUGGUAGUGGAUUUGCUAUCAAGCAGAGCAAGAAGCGAGGAGGUCGCAAGUAGGAGAACUCCUCCAGGCACUUCUGGUCUUGCAAAGUAUUUGACGAAUCAGCGGAUUUGAGUAAGGCAUGAAUGUUGUGAGCGAUGCUACGAUGACAUUGAUUGGCCGCUUGAGGCAUUACUUGAGCACAGCAGCGUUGUUUGUCGGCAUUCGUUUUGAAGGAUCAGUGGUGUUCUGUACAGCAUCAGCAUUUUGGAACUGUAAGAUGUCCUCACUACUCAAAGCUUUGCACACCGAUUCCAGGUUCAUUUUUCACAUGUCCAUAUCUCUCACAAGCCAAGCACGAUUCCACGCUCCUGCAGUAGUACCAAAC